AAUAAAAAUAAAAAUAAAAAUAAAAAUAAAAACAAUCGUUAAUUGUGACAGUUGCAGAGAGAGUGGGAGAGCAAGAAGAUUGGUUUGUGGAUAGCAAAGGCAAAGAGCAAUGGCGUUGAGAAUAUCUUCUUCACCCUUUAUUCACUUUCACAACUCCAAUCAUUUAUCCUGUAGGAGCCUACCGGUGCAUGUUCAAAUCAGCUGUGCUAAUACAACUGGCAUCACGAAACAAACUAUAGACCAAAGAUUUCUGAAGCCCUGUGGUCUUGCUAAAGGUCUUAAAUCUCUUUCCAAGCCAAUAUCUGCUGUAGGUGCAGGGUUAGAGGCUUCUGUUACCGACACAUCCAAUUCAAUAUCUGUAAAAAAUGCCGAGAUAGUUCUGGAGUCUCAAGAGGACAACAUCUUACAACUAAGAGUCGACGUGCCUGGAGAGGACACACAGAUUGUUUUUGAUAAGGUUCUGGCAAAUUUGGCUCGUACAGCACCACCAGUUCCAGGCUUUCGUAGACAAAAAGGAGGAAAAACAUCACAGGUUCCAAAGAGUUUCCUACUACAGAUUAUUGGCGAAAAUCGUGUCACCAAAUUUGUAAUUCAAGAAAUAGUCAGCUCAACUUUGGCUGAUUAUGUGAAGAAGGAAAACUUAACAGUGAAGGAGAACAAGAUUAACACAACACAAACAGCAGAAGAGCUGAAAUCAGCAUUUUUUCCUGGUAAAGAGUUUGGAUUUAAUGCUAUAGUGGAGCUUGAAGUAGCAGAAACUGAAGCAAGUACUUUGGACUCCUCCUCCGUGGAGAUUGAAUCCUGAUUUCUUGAUUACCAACUGGAGUCACUAAUCAAACUAAGGGCAAUGUUGGUUCAGUUUGGUCAAGUGACUCGAAAAUUCAGAACCAAGUUACCAUGAGUCUAUGACACUUGCAGAAAAAUAGCAGCACCAAAUCUCAUUUUCUAGCAUAGAACUAACUGUAAAUCUUGAAAAAGGAGAUAUGAUUUUUAGUUGCUCCAUAUAUGAUAUGCUGACUCUGUCGAAC
Molecule: messenger RNA, 1028 nt
Organism: Daucus carota subsp. sativus
Lineage: Eukaryota; Viridiplantae; Streptophyta; Magnoliopsida; Apiales; Apiaceae
Exons: 8
Coding region: 110-805 (231 amino acids)
Biological process (GO): protein unfolding; protein transport; 'de novo' cotranslational protein folding
Molecular function (GO): peptidyl-prolyl cis-trans isomerase activity; protein folding chaperone; ribosome binding
Source: RefSeq, a predicted model, not a curated record